This is a messenger RNA of Saccoglossus kowalevskii, 2809 nucleotides long. RefSeq lists its product as uncharacterized. The record is from RefSeq and is a predicted model, not a curated record. Gene Ontology annotation, biological process: cellular response to hydrogen peroxide. Lineage: Eukaryota; Metazoa; Hemichordata; Enteropneusta; Harrimaniidae.
AGCAAAAUGGCGUCCACGCGGUGUACGGAAGUCGAUUUAUUCUUUUUAAAUUUGAAAUAACCCCCGUUCGUUAUGGCAAUGGCAACUACAGAAAAUGCUGUUGAAGACUAUGAACUCCGCUCAUUGUUCAAGAGACUAAAAGUUGACCCGGAAAGACCCAGAAUGAACUCUCGGCAAAGAACAAGAAAAAACAACUGCCAAGGAGAUUGGUACCGGAGCAAGUUUUUAAAAUCAUCAAAGCACUGUAGACGAAUAUCCAAUAAUGAACCGCCUAUGCUUCAAAAGAAAAUUGGUAGUUGGAAGUCUGUGGCCUGGCAUCGAACUCAUAAUCCAAGAUCAGAACCAUACAAAGUGAACAAUAAUUCUGACCUGGAUAAGUUUGAUUCAAACGCUGAGAGUUGCACCAGUGGAGAGGUUCAUAUUAACAGAACAAACGUUAAGCUUAGUUUGCUUUCUAUGAGUGAAUGCGGACGCAUGUUACAUGGAAGGACAGCUAUUAAGAAUGAACCUAUCAUCUGUGGCUCUAAGUUGAAACCACACCGAAGUAGAAGACAUCUAACAAACAAUGCAUUUUGUCAACUGCCAACUAUUGAAGAAGAUCGCUGUCAAGAAGAGGCUGCAACCGCUUCAAUAAACCAAGAGAAUAAUGAGCUUACUCUCCCUGCGCAUUUUAGCAAAAUUGUCAAUUUCAAUUCGUUUGACAACUUAGCAAAAUGCAGGGAUAACAAGACUUCUGAGGACUUACAUCGGAAGAAGAAACGUUGCUCUGACGGGAGCGAGAGUCUGUCCAAAGAAAGGAAUUAUAGUAAAGUUCCUAAAUAUAAUUUCACUGAUUAUAGAACAGAAUGCGAAUCUAAAAUAUCACAAUUUGGUGGCAAGAAAGACGCUAAGUCAAAACAUUUUCCACAGCAGUCUGAUACAUGGAGUUGCGCGCAAGAAGCACGAUUCGCUGAUGAUACCUCUAUGGAAGACUUAGCAGGAUAUUUUGAAAAUUUAGUUUACAUCCCCAAAAAAAUGUCCCCCAUGGCGGAAAUGAUGUACACUUAGUCCUCAUUGGCUGAAUUUUAUCAAGAUAUACAGCAGUUAUACGUUACACAUUGUCUCAGGAUUGCUUUAUACAACACGUCACAUGACCUAAUUAUCAUAUCCUCCUACAGUUUACGCUCUUUGUAGCUGCAUCUCUUUGACUUGGCUAUCGUCAAAAACAUAAUUAUGAAUAUAGGCUGGCGUAUGUAUCAGUACUGAUUUUGCAGCCAACAACUUAAUCGGAAAUGAAUACGCAAGAAUUCUGAAUCAAAUUUCUUUUCUGCAAAGUCUGAUCACGCCUGAGAAAUUGUAUAAAUAUGUAAAUUUUACUGAUUAGGUUCUGAUGCAAUUACUGCUCUGUGUCUAUAAUAAUCCAGUACACAAUACAGGCAGUUGUUGAUGCAAUUACUGCUCUGUGUCUAUAAUAAUCCAGUACACAAUACAGGCAGUUGUUGAUGCAAUUACUGCUCUGUGUCUAUAAUAAUCCAGUACACAAUACAGGCAGUUGUUGAUGCACUUCAAUUACUGAUAUGCUUCAGGUGGUGAUGCGGUGAUACAAUACACUGGCAGAUCAUAUAAAUUUGACGAUGAUCACUGACAGUGUUCUCGCAGGAAACGUUCCUCACAGAUCUGCCAGUUUGCAGUUAAUUACCUCUAUUGUAUUCGUUGUUACGGUAAUUGUACUUGAAUUAUUUAUCCAUAAGUGUGCACUAUAGAGGCCCAAUUCUAUGUAUUCAGUGAAGAACAUGGAUUUAUUUCAAUGGUAAGAUACUCAGUGUUAUUUUUCUAAACACUAACAGGAUUUUUGUAACACUGACGUAUCACAGCACGAUGUACGAUCUGUUAAGGCAGCCUUUCCGAAUAUUAUUUGUACAGCAAAUGCGUCAUUUAGGACUGAAUAGAUUGAAGUUAUAUACAUGCUAUUGUGAGAUGCAUUUGUAUAUACUGGGUCAAUACUGUAUUUACUCCAUUAGUAGCGCAUGUAACAAGUGCUUCUAUUGGAUUGAUGUGCUUUUAAUGGGGCAAAUUACGGUAUGCCCAAUGUCAAUGACCUUUCAAUAGUUAUGUACCUAAUAUCGUUAAAAUCCUGACGUACUGUAAUCCGUGACAUAUUAGCUACCUGAAUAGGGUUCUCCCCAGAAAAACAGCAUAGAGUAUCGAAUAAUUAACAUAACAAUACCAUAUUUUAAUUAACUAUUGUAUUCAUUGUUAUGCUAAAUAUACUCUAUUGUUAUACUAAAUUGGUUCUAUUGUUCAUCCAAAAUUAAACAGUUGGAAACCCCUACUCUAUAAUGCCCUGGGAAGAACCUUGCUGAAAUAUUGAUAAUGGUUGCUUAGAUGUUACCGGUACUGUCUAGAAAUAGCUAUGUGAAUUUUUUGUAAAAUUUUGCGAAAUUAAAUUUGGGUAAAGUGUUAUUUUUAUGCUGAUCAUGCAUCUAUUUUCCUAACAUGACUGUCAUUCACGUCGUGUUUACAGAUGCAUACUUGUAUAUACAAUGAAUUACAAUUUACAGUUGUGAAAAUUGACAACUCCAGUCACAAAGUGUAUUCUUUUUUGUUUUCAAAAUACCCAAGCAUCAUGGGCACCAUGCUUGAAUGGCCUGAGAGACAAACACUGCAGCCACUUGACAAGAUUGUUUAAUUCGCCAAUGCAGCUUAAAACUAUUAUGGUUGUAGCAAUUAUUGAAAUAAUGAAAGUAAACUGCAGAUACUGGAGAAUCUCAUGUGACCAAUCCAGGCUACUAAUCGCAAAACUUUAUCCAGUGUUUUUUUUUUAUUCAUA